AUCUUGUUAUAAAAAAUCAAAAGGGUGUCGGAAGUCAAUCUAAAUGGUGCAAAAAUUGCAAUGCAACUAAUAUUGAUAAUAAAAAACGUACUUGUCCUCAGUGUAAUGAGAAAUUAGAUACAUUGGCUACUUUGCAAGCAGAAUCGGCUAAAGAAUUUAAUAAUAUGGUCUCCCCAUCAAAGAACCUUAUAAUAAAGUCUCAUGUAUAUGAUCAUGAAAAAAAAAGUUCUCAUUUCGAACAUAUUAGCAUUACGCAACGAUCGGAACCUGAAUAUGAUGUUAUUGUUCCAGAAAUGUACGUGCCCGAUCCAUUAGAGUUAAAUCCUAAUUCG
Molecule: messenger RNA, 332 nt
Organism: Racocetra fulgida
Lineage: Eukaryota; Fungi; Glomeromycota; Glomeromycetes; Diversisporales; Gigasporaceae
Source: the annotation of a GenBank genome assembly